Closterium sp. NIES-67 is the source of this 815-nucleotide messenger RNA. The record is from the annotation of a GenBank genome assembly. NCBI's taxonomy places the organism in Eukaryota, Viridiplantae, Streptophyta, Zygnematophyceae, Desmidiales, Closteriaceae.
AGCACCACUCUUCGGGAUGCGAGGCUGCGGCUGCAAAAUCACAGCGUCCCUGUAGGGUCUGCAAGGAGCCUCUGACGUCCGAGCAGCAACUCGCGAGCAUGUGCCAGCGAACUUGAAGCAGCUCGUGGCGAGUUGUUCUGCACCGGUGUCGACCUGCCUUUCACGUUCAUGGGGCUACGCAUCUGAGAAAAUACUCGCGCAGGAUCCCACACGGGACUGCGAGGCAGCAGUGGGAAUGGAUCGACCUGCGUGUUAUCCGACCUCCACCUAUUCGCCUAAGCUACAGGACGGACCAGGAGAUCUCAUGUCGACUGCACGCUUGGCUAAGCACUCGCUGACCCUGAUGCCGCCUUAGGGCUGCGGCGUCUCGACCCCUGCAGCUGCCACCCCUCGUCAUCGCUCAUGACGGGCGUGUAGGGGUGAGAGGAGGCUAAAAUAGAGAGGCAGAGAGAUGACUCCGAGCAGCUGGUCUAACGUGCAGCAAAACCAGAAUGCCGAGAGCGCAAAGUGGUCCCAUUCGAACCGAUUCGAUGCGGACGGUGGGACUGGGCGGACGACCAGCACGAUGCGACAUGCCAGGACACAUAACGAUGUGAUGGCAAGGCAGAUGCAUUCUUGGUGCUGCAGCUUGUGAGGGUGAUAGAAUCUGCAUCAGCUCUUUGACGAUUGGACAAAAUUCAGUAAACUCCAUCAAGGACCAAUCUCGGUAGAAACUCAUGUUCCAGCACAACUUCAGUGCUGCAGGUCAAUUCGGCUAAGGACCACAGAGUACUCUCCUCACACGUGCUGUAUCGCAACUCCAUUUAGACUCGUGA